Lineus longissimus is the source of this 3173-nucleotide messenger RNA. RefSeq lists its product as uncharacterized. The transcript has 10 exons. The coding region runs from base 938 to 1918 and encodes 326 amino acids. Lineage: Eukaryota; Metazoa; Nemertea; Pilidiophora; Heteronemertea; Lineidae. The record is from RefSeq and is a predicted model, not a curated record.
GGUCCGUAUCUGGCGUCAAAGCUGACGAAAGCUGAGGAUGUAAUGUCAACAACAAAAAAGGAAUUGAAAGCUCUCCUUGAAGUGUCAGAAAGUCAGGUAGAACUCUGGCUUGCAGAGGCACAGAUUCCUGCUAGUUGUCAGCGACUGAGACGAGAUCUGUCCAGCAAGGCCAGUAUCUUACAUUCUGUCAACAAACACAGUGUUGAGAGGGCUGCAUCUCGAAAUGGUAAAGAAAUAAUUAUGCCGAUGGCUAGGCUAUUGCAAUUAAACUGCAGAAAAACAUCAACAGAACCAAUCGGCAUAUUAAGAAGAUGAUGGAAAUCUUCAACACAAAGGACAUGGAUGAGAGUUUACCAGAGACACUUGUUUACGAAGAUGCGUUGAAGGGACAUUACUUAGGCAUGGAAGAAGCACCAAUUGCAGGUCCUAAUGAUAGUGUGCCAUUCCACCUUAAAGAACAAGCUGUUGACUUGUUUUGCCACCACUCCCGAGCUUUUGAGGAACGGUGCUUGUUGUUGAAGAAGAUGGUCAAUGUUGACUGCGUCUUUUAGAAGCAACAACAAGUUUUGUUGGCCUGUGCAACAUCGGAUUAUCUCUCACAGGGCCAGAUGGCAAUGGUAGUUGCUAAGGCAAUUUCUAAAGAAGAACUUCACUAUGAAUUCUAUGAGGCAUGCAAGGGCAAUGUGGAAUUGCCAUUUCCUGGGCAGACAUUUAUUGCAUCUGUCAUUAACAAUCAUCGAAGCAUCACCACUAGUGAACUUGGCCUUCCUGAGGAAGAGGUCAGUGACUUCCUUGAAAGGGUGCAGUGUUUGGAGGAAGAGCAGGAGCAGCAUGGUGAUGAUGGGGACGAUCAUGAGAUAGAAGACGGAUUAAGUGCAGUUCAGGAGAGUGAUUACUUGGAUCUGAUUGAUUUGUAGCUACAAUUUUUGAGGUCUUCAUGUUUAAGGGUCGGUCCCUCCCUUCUCCUGGGACAGAAAAGAAAAAGAGGUUACGAAAGAACAAACAGAUGAGAAAAAGGGUUCAACUAGAUGAAGAUCAAGUUGCUAGCUGUUCUUUUCAAGAUGGCAGCCUUCUGGACAAUGAAAGUACUCGGAAACCUACUGCACCUGUUGCUGAUUCUUCUCAUCAGGAUGACUGCAGACAAGAUACUGAAACACAGGAACAGUUAAAUGGAGCUGUAGUGUCAACAAGUUCACCAAGUAAGAGUCAUUGUGCUGCUAGCGCAUAUACACAAGCAUGGAUAUCAAAAUUUGCCUCACACGGUGCGCCUACUGAUAGUUCAACUCUUACAAAAGAAGCCAUAACUGUUCAAAGAAGGAAGUUAUGUCUGCAAAGUUCCACAGAGAGAAGGUCACCAGAAAAAUGUCCGUCACAAGAAAGUUCCAAAUUAAGACAACUGAGAAGUGACUACGAAAAGCUUGAAGACAAGUGUGACAGGCUAAAAUAUGACCUUGUGAAGACAGACAGGCGCUAUAAAUACUUAUAUGAACAGUACAACUACGUGCAAUUCAUGGCCUCAGUGCGGAAUGAACGACACAAAAUUUGUACCCACUUUCGAAUGGCGGAGCAAGUGUCGUCAUAUGCUGCCAAGCAGGUUGAAGAAAGUGUUUUUAGCAACGUCUUUUUCAAUCCAGACUGUGACAUAGACAACGUCAUUGUUCCUAUCAUCAAUGUAACGCUGAUGAAAGUAUUAAAAGUUGGAGACACUUGCCAAAUAUACAAAGCCGCCUGCCACACUGUCAAUAGGUUCGCUGCUAAGCAAUACAGUGAUGAGAACUAUGUAUCCGUUGUCAACCGAGAGUUUCAGGUGCUGUCCUGUAUCAAUGCCACAUUUACCCCAUUCCCAAUUGGAGUAUACUAUGAGGAUAACAAACCGAUAUUGGUGACUUCACUCCACCACAUUACGGGGAAUGUAUAAAGCUUAAAGGACCGUUUUUUGGAUUUUCCUUCCCAUUUAAGUGGGAGGGGAUGGGUGAAAGCAACGGUCACAUUUGGCUUUCACCUCCGUCACCUCUUCGAAAGACGGUUUUUGCAUAACAACUUGAAGGCUGAUAAUGUUGUGCUGGAUGCAAAUGAGAAGGGCAUAGAUGUCAUUCUGUGCAGUUGGAAAAAUUCUUGUAGAAUCGAAUCUGCCCGAAUUCUCACAGAGAAGCAAACAAAAAAGCUUGCGGACAAUAUUGUUGUCCCAGAAGUUUUGCGCAGAGAGAAGCCAUUUUCAAUUGCAAGUAACAUUUAUGCAUUCGGUUGUCUUGGAAUCUUGGUUGUGAAAUAUUGUAGGGCAUAUGAAAUCAAGGAUUACAAUUUACCAGCUCUGGAAAGAUUCUGUCUGAUAUGUGUGAGUCCAAGAUCUGCAGCAAGGCCAGAUGUUGAGCUGUUUGACGAAGACCUCGAAUCAUUUGACAUAUAAUAAUGUGUGACUCUAACUGAAAAGACAGUACAUGUAUCCCUCUGACAUUGGCGGAUGGUAUUUUGGAGAACUUUGUUUUCCACCUGGAGGAUCUUGACUGAGAAUACUUGGCCUGUAAGGUCACAUACAAUUUACAAACUGUAUGACGAGUUUGGGUCUUAACCCUUUAGCUCCUGCGAGUCUACAAAUUUUUUUCCAGCAUCUCCCUGAAGAUUUCCAGGUAUUCCUAUAGUGUAUAGACUUUUGGCAAAAGAGAUACAAAAAGUUGAGAAUGAAGUACUACAAGUUAUUUUGAAGCUAACAAUCAUACCUACAAUAUGAUAUCAUAAAUUUUUCAUUUUAACCCCCUGGUAUCGACAGGAUUAACCCUCUCAGCAAUUUAGUGAAAAUUCAUAAAAAGGCCCUGUAGUAAACAACAGAAUCAUAAGAAGUUCCUACCUAAUCAACAAAAUCCAUAAAGAAACCCAAAUGUACGAUAAUCCAACCUAAUAUCGAUCGAAAAACACAACCCGGCAGUCUCCUGUACAUGAAUACAUGAAUGGGUUGAUAUGAAGUUAUGGUUUGCACAUGUCACAUUUGUUGGUCAAGUUGGACCAUGAGAAUUGCGAAAUUAAAACACCUACAAAAAUUUCCAGGGUGUGGUUUUAUUGCUGAAUUGACAUGUAGACGAUGGAUAUUUUUUUACCGGUGAAUACUAGUUGUAUGUUGUUAUUAUCAAUAUGUCAGGCCUUCCUAGUUGGUCACAAGUUGUCAUAGUGACUUGUCU